CCCGCCCCGCCCCCGGACGGCCCGAGUCGAGCCCUCCCGCCCCGCGCUGCCGAACUUGCCGUAACUUCCUCGGCCGCCCCGGCCGCCCCGUCGCUCCGCCGCCCCGCCGCCCCGCCGCCCCGCCGCCCCGCCGCCGUCGCGCCCGGCCCUGCCUCUCGGAAGAUGCACUAUUACAGGUACUCGAAUGCCGAGGUCAGCUGCUGGUACAAGUACCUCCUGUUCAGCUACAACAUCGUCUUCUGGCUGGCUGGAGUCGUCUUCCUUGGAGUCGGGCUGUGGGCAUGGAGUGAAAAGGGCGUGCUGUCCGACCUCACCCGUGUGACCCGGCUGCAUGGCAUCGACCCAGUGGUGCUGGUCCUGAUGGUGGGCGUGGUAAUGUUCACGCUGGGCUUCGCCGGCUGUGUGGGGGCUCUGCGGGAGAACAUCUGCCUGCUCAAAUUUUUCUGCGGUGCCAUUGUGCUCAUCUUCUUCCUGGAAUUGGCUGGUGCUGUGCUGGCCUUCCUGUUUCAGGACUGGGUGAGGGACCGCUUCCGGGAGUUCUUUGAGAGCAACAUCAGGUCCUAUCGGGAUGACAUUGACCUGCAGAACCUCAUUGACUCGCUACAGAGAGCCAACCAUUGCUGCGGAGCUUAUGGUCCUGAGGACUGGGACCUCAAUGUGUACUUCAACUGCAGUGGCGCCAGCUACAGCCGUGAGAAGUGUGGGGUGCCCUUCUCCUGCUGCGUGCCGGACCCUGCGCAAAAAGUUGUGAACACACAGUGUGGAUAUGAUGUCAGGAUUCAGCUGAAGAGUAAGUGGGAUGAGUUCAUCUUCACGAAGGGCUGCAUCCCAGCGCUGGAAGGCUGGCUGCCGCGGAACAUCUACAUCGUGGCUGGUGUCUUUCUUGCCAUCUCACUCCUGCAGAUUUUUGGCAUCUUCCUGGCGAGGACCCUGAUCUCAGACAUCGAGGCGGUGAAGGCAGGUCACCACUUCUGAGGAGCCAGCGCCCCGGCUUCGGCAGCAGCACAACAUGACCAUGACCUGUCUGCUCUGCUUGCUGGUGCUGAAGGCCCAGGGCCCCCUCAACACACCUGGAACCUGGACAUCACCCAAUGGGAGAUGUAUCUCCCCAUGCAGCAGUGACUGAGAGACAGACAGGACCCUGUGGCUAUGCAGAGGGCUUCACUCAGCCCCCCUGGAGUCUGAGGACGUCACAGAUGCCCCAAUGUUCACUGCAGCCUGGGCUCACGGGCAGCCACAUCUUCCCAGGGUGGGCAGGGGGCCAAGGACAACAAGCAAGGUUCCCUGUGUCGGGUGAAGCAGGACGGGGCCUGCCCUGCUGCAGGAAGGGGUACCCAGGUGGUCCUCAGUACCCUCGGCCACAGCCAGGUGAAGCAAGCCUGAGCCAGUGCUUUGCUGGGCUCGGUAGGUAACCCCCCCCCCCCAACCCUACCCCAACCCUACACCCCCCCCCCCCCCCCCCCCCCCGCAGCAUUAAGCCCAGGGCAGCAGGGUGGGUGGGGCUGGACCUCGGGAGCAGGCUCUCCUGUGGCCAGUGUACAUAGUUAUUUAUAGCAGUAAGAGUGUCCUCACAGUGGCCUGCCUUUCCUUGGGCACCCUUCUCUCAGCAGCCUUACCUGGUGUCCCUGGAGUGUCUCAGAGCCGACCACAUGGCCUCUCCUGUCCACGCUGUUGCCCUCCUCCGUGUGCCCCACACGCUUCACCUUCCCACUUGGCCUCACUGUCUCCUGGUCUCGGUGCUACUGAUCCUGUCACCCAGAACUUGAAUCCCCACCCUCCCUCCUCUUGGAGCCUCUUGUGCACUUCUGAGAGAGGGGCACUGCCUUAGGGCCAAGCCCAAUGCCGGGAAUCUUGAGGCUUUAGUUCCUGAAUGUGGGUUAUCCAUGGUCUCUGUCUGCCCUUCCUAUCCUGGCCACCUGGGACUCGAUCUCGAACAUGCAGCUGGCCUCUGGACCAAGUGCCCCGGGCAGUGCCCGGAUGCUGUCCUUGGCUGAGCCACCCCAGUGCGUCCCCAGCCCUUCCCUCCCACCAGGGCCGCAUCACCUGCCACAGUAUACUCGUUCGUGUGGUGCACUCUGGUGUCGCCAGUAGGUGUUUAUUGAUGAUGAUGAUUCUAUAAUAUUUGUUUUCUGUUUUUUUUUUUUUUUUUUAACAAUUCUCUGUAGAUUAGAGGAAAAUGAAUGCUUGUGUUUUUAGGAAGUAUGAAGCUUCUCUCUGACUGCCAAACUCUUUUAUGGAAUAUAUCUUUAUAUUAACA
Messenger RNA from Cavia porcellus (domestic guinea pig), 2257 nucleotides. It is a transcript of the gene Tspan14, whose product is annotated as tetraspanin 14. The record is from RefSeq and is a predicted model, not a curated record. Gene Ontology annotation, cellular component: plasma membrane. The transcript is spliced from 9 exons. Bases 163 to 975 code for a protein of 270 amino acids. NCBI's taxonomy places the organism in Eukaryota, Metazoa, Chordata, Mammalia, Rodentia, Caviidae.